This is a messenger RNA of Lycium ferocissimum, 811 nucleotides long. Its product is annotated as glycine-rich cell wall structural protein 1.0-like. Bases 69 to 644 code for a protein of 191 amino acids. NCBI's taxonomy places the organism in Eukaryota, Viridiplantae, Streptophyta, Magnoliopsida, Solanales, Solanaceae. The record is from RefSeq and is a predicted model, not a curated record. The transcript has a single exon.
AUCGUUCAAUCAUCUUUGCACUUACUUCUCUUUACAAGGAAUACUUUCUGCUUUAACUUCCUUAUAACAUGGCUUCCAAAACUAGAGCCUUCGUUACCCUUUUCCUCUCGUUGAAUCUUCUUUUCUUUGCCAUAGUCAGUGGAACUGAUUGUGGCUCGUGUCGAUAUCCUCCCAGGCCCGGUAAUGGUGGUGGUUCUGGAAAUGGAGGCGGUUCGGGCAAUGGUGGCGGUUCAGGAAAUGGUGGUGGUGGUGCUGGAAAUGGCGGUGGUUCGGGCAAUGGCGGCGGCUCUGGUAAUGGUGGCGGUUCGGGCAAUGGUGGCGGUUCAGGCAAUGGUGGCGGUUCGGGCAACGGUGGUGGAACAGGAAAUGGCGGUGGUGGAGGCAAUGGACAAGGAAGGUGCCCAAGAGAUGCUCUGAAACUUGGGGUAUGUGCAAAUGUACUUAAUUUGGUGAAUGUAGUGGUUGGGUCCCCUCCAACUUUGCCCUGCUGCAGUUUACUCCAGGGGCUGGCGAGCCUAGAGGUGGCGGCUUGCUUGUGCACUGCCAUAAGAGCAAAUGUUUUGGGGAUAAAUCUGAAUGUGCCGGUCACUCUUAGCCUUAUUCUCAACAACUGCGGAAUGAAUAAUACUGGUUUCACUUGCUAAGCCGAUGUACCCGAUUAAUUAAUCCUCAUUCUGCUUUUUCUUAUUAUAAUGUCUGUCUUUUGUGUUUGCAUGGGUUUGCUUUAAUUAUGAUCACUUGUUUGUCGUAUUGUGCUCAUCAUGUUGAUGUAAAUAAGCGAACUAGCAAAAUGAAACAGCAAGUUCGUGUA